Messenger RNA from Meloidogyne enterolobii, 1309 nucleotides. Lineage: Eukaryota; Metazoa; Nematoda; Chromadorea; Rhabditida; Meloidogynidae. The record is from the annotation of a GenBank genome assembly.
UCCCCCUAUUAAUCCACCAUUAUGCCGACAAGGUUCGCAUCCGCAAGUCAAAUGCGGAUAUGUAAUAUUCAAGUAUGUAACAGUGAUAGGCCGGAUUGAGACAAAAGUCGGGUCGGGUUUCCAAAAUUUUCUUUGGAUCGGGUUUUGGGUCGAAAAAAAGUCCGGGUUUCGGCUUUCGGAUCGGGUCAGUUUUGGGGAUUAAGAGGGUAAAAGUUCAGACAGGGUCUUAUAAAAUUUCCUUAGGAUCGUGUAUCGCGUCGAAAAAAGUCCAGGUUUCGGGAACCCGGCCCAUUCCUGUUAUGUAAUAUGCAAAUAUAAUAUGCAUAUUUUGACAUUUUUGCGAGAUGCAUAUCUUCGAUGCAUGCUUAUGAAACCCCUAACUCUAUUUUUUAAUUUAAUUUUAACUAACACGCUUUUAAUCACAGAAAGCAUAUGCCGUGUUUUUCUUUCUUUAAAAAUUUUUUUUAUUUUUAAAUCGUUUGUUUUUACUAUUUGUUGAUUGCCGAGAGAAUUUUAUUUAAUUUUUAUUUUUAUUUUUAAAUUAAUUAAUUAAUUAAUUAGGGGAUCAGUGAAUAUAAAAAAGUCUACAAAAUUGCUGGGAACAGUUUGAAUAUUCUUGAAUCUAUCUGAAUUUGACGACCCUCUAUAGAGGUGAUUUUUAAAUGUUUUUUGUUAGAGAUCCGCAAAAUCUUUGGUUAAACAGAAAAAUUUAUUCAAUUGACUUGUGGGACCUUAUGUUAAUGCUUCUUGGUGUUAAAAAAUCGUACAUUGAAAUGAGGCACAUGCUGGGUGGUGGUACUGUUCGAGAAUCAAAAUUUACAGAGACUCGAGAACCGAGAACCGAGAAUUAGGACCGAGACGAGGAAUCGAGUCCUAAAACCGAGAAAUUUCUCAACUCGAGACCGAGACUCUUGAGCAGCUCUACUGAUUGGAGUAUAUUUAUGAUAGCCCAGACUUUGACACUGUGUGCCUCUGUGCCAACCAAAAAUUUAACAGGUGUACGCUUAAAUGUGCACGAUAGAUGGGGUUCACAUAAAUUAGGUCCGAUGGAGUUAUCCCACAUAUAGAGCGCCUAAGCAGCCUAAGACUCACCUUAACGUCAAAAAUUUUUUUGCAAGAGGUCCUACUUAUUUUCUCGUCAAGAAGCUUUACCUUGGUCACCUACUGUGUCCUCAACUAUUUAUUUAUUCCCCCUUCUCCAAACCUUUUUCCAACCUUUUUUGUCAAUUUCUCCAAAAAAAUAUUUUCUUUCAAAGCUUUUGUUAAUCCUCUAAACAAUCCCUUUUCUCAACUUAAUGUUUAUUAUUCU